CCUCCACUCACAUCGUUGAAUAAUCCUUCAAAUAUUAUUUUGGCCUGCAAUAACUUGUCGACUCUUCUUACAACUUCAUACACCUUUUGUCAAAAUACAUCAUUUGUCACCCAUUUCUUUCAUCACAAGCUUUUAAGACUUUUAUUAUAACCUGGUGUUUGAGUGUGUCAACGAAUGCGAAAAUGGGUAGAAAAGGAAACUGGUUCUCUUCAGUGAAGAAAGCGCUAAAUGGACCUGAGGAGAAGGAGAUGAACAAUCAGGAAUCUGGAAAAUCAAAAAAGAAAUGGUUUAGGAAGAACAAGAGGUCUGUUCCUAACACAGUUGCAGCAACAGCAGUAUCAGCAGCAGAAACUGUCCCAAGUACAACGACGUUACCUCCUCAGGCAACCGUGCAGGCUCAAGUGGUUGUUCCUACCCCUGAACCAGCAAAAGUAAGCAGUGUAACAGAUAAGGAGCAGACAAAACAUGCUUACUCUGUUGCUCUUGCAACUGCUAAGGCAGCUGAGGCUGCUGUUGCUGCUGCUCAGGCUGCUGCAGAGGUUGCUCGUUUGACAGCAACGGCUCCGCCUUUUGCUGGCAAGUCAAAGGAGGAAGUUGCAGCAAUCAAGAUUCAAACAGCUUUCCGUGGAUACAUGGGAAGGAGAACAUUACGUGCUCUGCGAGGUCUUAUAAGAUUGAAAACAAUGAUGCAAGGAAAGGCAAUAAAACGUCAGACUACAAAUACUCUAAAGUCCAUGCAAACAUUAGCACGCGUGCAGUCUCAGGUACAUGAGAGAAGGCAGAGGAUGGCUGAGGAGAAUCUGGCUCGUCAGAAACAGAUUCAGCACAAAUAUGCAAAAGAGCAAGCAAAGGAGCUUGACAAAUCACAACAAAAUGGUGAUGGUUGGGAUAGCAGUAGAAAGACAAAGGAACAGAUUGAAGCAAAGUUACAAAGCAGACAUGAGGCAGCUAUAAGAAGAGAAAGGACUUUGGCUUAUGCUUUCACUCAUCAGCAAGCAUGGAAGGCUUCAUCGAUGUCUGCUCACACGUUGUUUAUGGAUGUAAACAAUCCCCACUGGGGGUGGAGUUGGUUAGAGAGAUGGUUAGCUGCAAAACCAUGGGAGACCGCAACCACUCCUGAGAAAGAUUUUAGCAAUGAUAAUUCCCCCCGUAUUAAGGUCUCAUCAAAGACCGCUUUGUCUGGGAAUCACGAGCUAACUAAAGCCUACUAUUCUCGUGAAAAGCCUACCCCUACAUCCAUCAGAAAACAACCCCAUUCUUCUACUGGUGGUCGCCUGUCAACUUCUAAUGCUCCUUCAAAUUCCAUUGCAGCAGCUCGAAAGUUGAGAUCUCCAAGCCCAAAGGUUAGCCCAAGGACUAGCAUGUGGGGUCCAGAUGACGAUGCAAGAAGCACACUGAGUAUGCAAUCAGAACAACAAUCUAGGAGGACUAGUAUAACAGGGUCAUCUGUUAGGGAUGAUGAGAGCCUAGCCAGUUCUCAAACUACUGUUCCAAGUUAUAUGGCUGCUACAGAAUCUGCAAAGGCUAGAUCGCGAUUAGGAGGUGAUUGUAAGAGGGACAAGAGUGUCACACCUGACAGAUUGUCUAUUACUUCUGCUAGGAAAAGAGCUUCUCAACCUGCUUCUCCUGCAAGAUCAAGGCGCUCUACUUCCUCAGAUCAUAUUUAGAUUUUCUAUGAAAAUAAGAUAAAAUAACUCGAGUUUCAUUAUACUGCGUUUUAUUUAUAUCGGUUUGUAUGUUUGUUAUAACUUGGUUUAUUUAAUUUACAUCGAGGAUAAAGCA
This is a messenger RNA of Spinacia oleracea (spinach), 1782 nucleotides long. RefSeq names its product protein IQ-DOMAIN 3. The coding region runs from base 183 to 1667 and encodes 494 amino acids. Gene Ontology annotation, molecular function: protein binding. Lineage: Eukaryota; Viridiplantae; Streptophyta; Magnoliopsida; Caryophyllales; Amaranthaceae. The record is from RefSeq and is a predicted model, not a curated record. The transcript has 6 exons.